AUGUCUACAAUGAACCAAACAAGAGUGACAGAAUUCAUUCUGUUGGGUUUCGGAAACCUUUAUGUAUUCAAUAUUGUAUUCUUCAUACUUUUCUUGGUCAUCUUUCUUUUUACAGUUGUAGGAAACCUUAUGCUUAUUGUGCUUGUUUCAGUCAACACCAAGCUUCAGUGCCCCAUGUAUUACUUCCUUUGUCAUCUUUCCUUUUCUGACCUUGUGAUUUCCUCAAACAUUGUUCCUAACAUGCUCGUAGCCAUUUUGUUUGGAGGGAAGAAGAUGAGUUAUGUUGGCUGUAUCACACAAUUAUACUUAUACAGUGGUACAACUAUUACUGAAUGUUUUCUUCUUUCUGUAAUGUCCUAUGAUCGAUACUUGGCCGUCUGCAACCCCCUAAGAUACUGUACUGUCAUGGACUUUAGGCACAACACCUGUCUGUCACUAUGGCCAUGGUUGUUGGGUCUUACUCUUAAUCUUUCAGGAGUCUUUCCUAUAUCAAACUUUGAUUUUUGUUAUGACAAUAUCAUUGACCAUGUCUACUGUGACCUUUCUCCUCUUCAGAAGCUUUCUUGCUCAGACACUUCUCUAGUAGAACUGGAAGUCUUUCUGUUUUCUAUUCCAAUAUUUAUCCUUCCUUGUGGUUAUAUCAUUGUGACCUAUGUGUAUAUCUUCCUCACCAUAGUUAGGAUACCAUCUACAACUGGCAAACAAAAAACCUUCUCUACCUGCAGUUCUCAUCUUAUUGUUGUAGUCACAUUUUAUGGGACAUUAAUAGCAAAAUACAUGAUCCCAUCUGUAGGACAUUCCUCACUCAUUAAUAAAAUUGUUUCCCUAUUACAUGCUUUAUUUACCCCCUUGAUUAAUCCCAUAAUAUAUAGCCUCCGAAACCAAGACAUAAAGAUGGCAUUUAUAAAAAUGUUUGCUCAAUGA
Bufo bufo (common toad) is the source of this 924-nucleotide messenger RNA. RefSeq names its product olfactory receptor 11L1-like. NCBI's taxonomy places the organism in Eukaryota, Metazoa, Chordata, Amphibia, Anura, Bufonidae. Gene Ontology annotation, biological process: G protein-coupled receptor signaling pathway. Gene Ontology annotation, cellular component: membrane. The transcript has a single exon. Bases 1 to 924 code for a protein of 307 amino acids. The record is from RefSeq and is a predicted model, not a curated record. Gene Ontology annotation, molecular function: olfactory receptor activity; G protein-coupled receptor activity.